UAUAAGACAACUGACAAGUGUCAUGGCUCCAAACUUUGUUGGCAAAUGUUAGUAACUGUAUUAAAUCACUAAAUAAUUUAUUUUGUUUAGUACAAGUGAAUAAAGUGACGUUUUAAUGUAAAUGACGUGCAUCUUACCGGAAUCACCGAGGACGACGACCUUUACUUUCUCAAUAGCAGCCAUUCACAGGUAUUAUGACCGAGGAACGACUAGUGACUGAAGUGCCCAGUAGUUUGAAACAGCUCGCUCGGCUCGUCGUGCGAGGCUUCUACACCAUAGAAGAUGCCUUGAUAGUUGACAUGUUGGUCAGAAAUCCUUGUAUGAAGGAAGAUGAUAUUUGUGAACUCCUGAAAUUUGAACGAAAAAUGUUGAGAGCUAGAAUAGCUACUUUGAAAAAUGAUAAAUUUAUUCAAGUGCGUCUCAAAAUGGAAACUGGUGCGGACGGCAAAGCACAAAAGGUGAACUACUAUUUCAUAAACUACAAAACGUUCGUGAACGUGGUAAAGUACAAACUGGACCUGAUGCGCAAACGCAUGGAGACGGAGGAGCGCGACGCCACCAGUCGCGCCAGCUUCAAGUGUCCGGCCUGUGGGAAAACGUUUACUGAUCUUGAGGCUGAUCAGCUAUACGAUAUGAUGACACAAGAGUUCAGAUGCACUUUCUGUAGUGAAGUAGUUGAGGAGGAUCAGUCAGCUCUCCCGAAGAAAGACUCGAGGCUCCUGCUAGCGAAGUUCAACGAGCAACUGGAGACACUCUACAUACUGCUGAGGGAGGUUGAAGGCAUCAAGUUGGCACCGGAAAUAUUGGAACCUGAACCUGUGGACAUCAACACAAUCCGAGGCUUAACAUCAAAGCAGCCGUUGAACAGGCCACCAGGCGACCAAUGGUCGGGCGAGGCCACGCGCAACCAGGGUCUGGCCGUCGAGGAGACCAGAGUGGACGUCACCAUCGGCGACUCCGACAACGCCACCGACGCCUCCAUGCUGCGCAAGGAACGGCCAGUAUGGAUGGUGGAGAGUACAAUCGUCAACAACGAUCAGAGCGACAGUGUGCAUUCCACGGACGCGGCGCUGGAGAAGGCGGCCAGCAAUGCGGCCGGCAGCAAGGCGGCGGGCAAGGAGAAGAACGACGACAUCAUGUCUGUGUUGCUGGCGCAUGAGAAACAGAACACUGGUAACAAUGCAGCUAGUGCUCUGAAGGGCGCUGAACCAGACAGUUCUGAUUCCAGCGACAAUGAAUCUAAAGAUCCGUAUAAACUCAAAGAUGAACUGGCUGCCGUUGCUGAAAUGGAAAGCGAGGACUCCGAGGUGGAAGACAAUGCUCCGACGGUGCUGGUGAACGGCAAGCCUGUGGCCCUGACGAGUGUGGACGAUGACGUCAUCGCACUCAUGUCCCCCACGGAGAAGGAGACCUACAUACAAGUGUAUCAAGAGUACUACAGCCAUAUGUACGACUAGUAGCUUUAAGAAUUAACAAUAAAUGUUUCUGACUAA
Messenger RNA from Bicyclus anynana (squinting bush brown), 1493 nucleotides. RefSeq names its product general transcription factor IIE subunit 1 (gene TfIIEalpha). The transcript is spliced from 9 exons. Gene Ontology annotation, biological process: transcription open complex formation at RNA polymerase II promoter; transcription initiation at RNA polymerase II promoter. The record is from RefSeq and is a predicted model, not a curated record. Lineage: Eukaryota; Metazoa; Arthropoda; Insecta; Lepidoptera; Nymphalidae. Gene Ontology annotation, cellular component: transcription factor TFIIE complex. Bases 195 to 1457 code for a protein of 420 amino acids.